AUGGCUGAGGCAAAAGAGCUGGAGUUUGUUCACAACGUGUACAACGAAAUCGCACCUCACUUUUCACAAACUAGAUACAAACCUUGGCCAAUAGUAACCAGGUUUUUGCAGGAGCAGGGAACGGGAAGUGUCGGGAUAGAUGUGGGUUGUGGGAACGGUAAGUAUUUGGACAUUAACAAAAACGUGUUUAUAAUCGGGUCAGACCGGUCGUGGCGACUUGUGGAGCAUGCCCACGAGCGUGAUGCUCAUUGCAACGUUGUGGUGGCAGACGGCAUGCGUCUGCCUCACAGGGACAACAGUUUUGAUUUUGCCAUUUCUAUAGCCGUAGUACACCACUGGUCGACCCGUGAACGCCGCGUGGAGGCCAUUGCACACAUUCUCAGUAAAGUUAGAUCUGGCGGAUCGGCUUUGAUCUACUGCUGGGCCUUGGAACAGGCCGGGUCGCGCCGAGGCUACCACGAGGGCAUGGAACAAGACGUAUUGGUACCGUGGGUUUUGCAAGGGAAACACGCGAAGCCCCAACACGCUGAAAUCAAGAAGGAUGCCAAGAAUAUCAAACCUAAGGGUCCGGAUUUGAGCAAGGUACCACCGCAAGAACGUGCGCAGGUAGUGGCACAGUGGAAGCUCGAGCAGGAGGCUCUAAGGGCUGAACGCAACAGGUUAGAAGCAGAGCAGAGCCAAAUGGCCCAUCAAGAACAGGCUGAAAACACCAAAUAUCGCUACUAUCAUCUCUACAAAGAAGGCGAGCUCGAACAGGAUUGUAUCAGCGCUGGAGGUAAGAUUCUUGAGACUGGCUAUGAGAAGGAUAAUUGGUAUGUAAUUGUACAGAGGCAAUGA
Lachancea dasiensis is the source of this 837-nucleotide messenger RNA. The record is from the annotation of a GenBank genome assembly. Lineage: Eukaryota; Fungi; Ascomycota; Saccharomycetes; Saccharomycetales; Saccharomycetaceae.